Molecule: messenger RNA, 2334 nt
Organism: Scophthalmus maximus (turbot)
Lineage: Eukaryota; Metazoa; Chordata; Actinopteri; Pleuronectiformes; Scophthalmidae
Product: versican core protein-like
Exons: 7
Coding region: 1-2334 (777 amino acids)
Biological process (GO): cell adhesion
Molecular function (GO): hyaluronic acid binding
Source: RefSeq, a predicted model, not a curated record
AUGAUACUAAAUAUAAAGCAUAUCUUGUGGUUAUGUUGUCUCUGCGAAGCUGCACAUGCAACCGCCUCCAACACAUUAUCGAUAAUCAGACCAGUCACUGGGUCCCUCUCAGGGAAGGUAAAUCUUCCCUGCUUCUUCUCCAUCAUCCCGACCACAGCACCAGUCACCAGCCCCAAUGGAAUAGCCAUUUAUAGCAGAGAUUACUUGCGGAUCAAAUGGACCAAAAUAGAGGGAGAAGUGGAAUCCACAGUGCUGGUGGCACAAAAUGGCGUCAUCAAGAUUGGCUCCAGCUACAGGAACCGCGUGUCAGUGCCCAGUCACCCCGAGGACGUUGGUGACGCCUCCCUGACGAUGGUGAAGCUGCGUGCCAGUGAUGCGGGCACUUAUCGCUGCGAGGUCAUGUACGGCAUUGAAGACACCCAAGAUACAGUUAACCUCGACGUCAAUGGUGUUGUCUUUCACUAUCGGGCAAGCACCAGCAGGUAUACAUUGGACUACCAGAACGCUGUCAGAACUUGCCAAAAAGUUGGAGCAACCAUUGCUACAUAUGACCAACUUAGAGCAGCCUAUGAGGAUGGGUUUGAUCAAUGUGAUGCCGGCUGGAUAGCGGACCAGACUGUGAGAUACCCAAUCACAAGGCCAAGGAACGGCUGCUAUGGCAACCUGAAGACUAAACCUGGCAUUAGGUCAUAUGGAAUCAGGAAACCCAUGGAGACCUAUGAUGUAUACUGUUAUGUAGAUAAACUGAAAGGUGAAGUGUUCUAUGCUCCCGUGACCCGUAAGAUGACUUUAGAGGAGGCCCGUGAAGAUUGCAGGCAGAGGAAGGCUGUUUUGGCAACCCCUGGCCAGCUACAUGCCGCCUGGCGACAGGGCCUGGACAAAUGUGACUACGGCUGGCUCUCCGACGGCAGUGUACGUCAUCCUGUUGCAGUCCCCAGAAUGCAGUGUGGGGGCGGCCUGCUCGGUGUGAGGACCAUGUAUCGCUACCGAAACCAGACUGGCUUCCCUGAGCCAACUAAGAAGCUUGGAGCUUACUGUUUUAAAGGAAGGAGAGAGGUGAUCAACCAGACGUCCUUUGUGGAUGUGUUUGUGGUGGGAAGCGCCAGCGCCACCAUAAGCUCCACUACCUCCACCCCAUUACUGGAGACUAGCAUCCCUACGCUAACCCCAGAAUCGGAAUUUGUUUCAGAGACGGAUGGAUCACCUGACUCUCCAGUUCCUACAAAUGUCCCGUCCAUGUUCUCUACCAGUAUGUCUCCACCUCGCUCCACUCCAGCAGGCGAAGAAGGAGAGUUAAUCACCACAGUCGCACCCACCAUCAAAGAGGAACACCAGGAAAAUGACGACAUUACAGCCGCACCACUCCAAUACACGACAGGAAGCCCUGGUACCACAGGGUCCGUUGAGGAGACAGAUGAUCACUCUGUGAUUGAGGUCGGCACCAUCCAACCUGAUGUCCCAAUAACAGAUGCCUCUCUCAGCACAGAGCCCAUGUUUGCUGAGGGGAAGACUGAGGAAACUAUUGUGGGCACUGGGAUAACCACAGCGAUGACCUCGGACCACACCGACACUCCAACAGAGUCAACCGAACUGACCAGCGAGGAAGUGUUCAGCUCUUCAGAAUCAACACACUCACCCACUGGUCUUCAUUCAACAACACCCUUCCCAGAUUAUGAUCCCGGCAUGGAUGAAAUUGAGACGGGUUUUGUUGUAGAGGGAGCUCCACCGCCUCAGCCUCCACAGGGCUCUUCAUCCACACCGUCAGACAGCACCGCUUUUAUUGAUGGAACAAAAAUCCCCACAGCCCUUCCCACUGACACCACCUUUAUGUGUAACACCGACCCUGGCAAAGAGGCGAGCCACCAGACAGGACCACCAGAGACAACACAGACCGCCACUGAUGAAGAGACACCCGCUGUUGUCCACAAGGAAGAGAAUACUACUGUAACCAUGCCGUCCGCCACCGUCCUGACUGACGGUGGACCCUCAGCCGAACUUGGGACAUCGUCAACAAGUGUUUUCGAAGAGUCCAUCACUCAGGUGACCGAGCACAGCGGUGACACCCUGACAGAGGUCGACACAGCAACAGAGGUUGGCCUGGAGUUUUUUACAUCUGCUCCCAUGUCUUUGGCCGUGGCUGAUGCAACCACCACUCCAGGUACAGCGGUCGCUGAAGAGCAGUCCAUCCAAUCGACCACUUCCAUGCAGGUCCAGAAUAUAUCAGUCUGCCAAGCUGAAGUUUUGGUUGACGUGUGUUCUCAGUGUGAACUUCUGCUCAAAAGACUGAUCAGGCUUCAAGCCUCCUUUGUCAGUUCAGCUGAGCAGAUGGCCUGA